AUGUGUUCCAGGAAGUGGGGAGGAGGAGUCCUCUCUCCCUCUCUCUUUUCCUUACCUCCUCACUUAUUUUCCCCUUCCUCAUCUACUGGAUUUGGGGUUUUAAUUGUGGGGAGUUGUAAGGUGACUGCCUGCAAUCUCAGUGAUGUUCUCUAUCUCCAAGGUGGUCACGACGUCUGUGGUGGUGGUGGCUGA
Molecule: messenger RNA, 192 nt
Organism: Prunus armeniaca (apricot)
Lineage: Eukaryota; Viridiplantae; Streptophyta; Magnoliopsida; Rosales; Rosaceae
Source: the annotation of a GenBank genome assembly